Molecule: messenger RNA, 1068 nt
Organism: Anastrepha obliqua
Lineage: Eukaryota; Metazoa; Arthropoda; Insecta; Diptera; Tephritidae
Gene: ImpE3
Exons: 1
Coding region: 1-1068 (355 amino acids)
Source: RefSeq, a predicted model, not a curated record
AUGUAUUUGCAAAAGCUUCGUUCCGGUCAAGUGUUGUGCUUGUUUUUUGCCACCUACGUCAUUGUUGUGCCAGGCACAGGAGCAGCUCCCAAUUUACUGACUAGUUAUUUGCCUGCUUCCAUGCAAGCGCUCGCCUAUUACAUCGACUAUUUGCAAUACGAGCCAAUAUCGACUACCACAGUCGAGCCACCGUUUAGUGUAAGCGAUGACGAAUUGACUAAUACAUUUAAUGCUUCACCAACGACAACACCGUCACCAUUCUCUACAAGUAAACCCUCAUCGUGGAUCUCUAGUGGUUCACUAUGGGGUAGUACGUCUACCAAGCCUCCAACAACACGACCACCACCAACACGACCAUCACCAAAUCAAAGCACCACAACGUCUAGCUGGUGGCAACCACCCAUUUGGUGGCAUUCCACCACAACAACUACCAAGAAGCCUACAGCGCCGCCAACACCCACACACAAACCAGGUCUUUAUGCGCCAGUAAAGUCGCCACCAAUCAAAACUCAACCGCAGCAACGUGUAGGCCAAGAGGUUUUCGAUGAAAUUGGCGAUAAUACAGAGGGCUUUGAUAAGUUGACAUUAGCGCUAAUACGUGACAUUCAAACUGAGACAGAACACGACGAAUUCACCAACGAUGUGGAGUCCUUGGAUAAUUUUUUGCGCCUUUACGAUGACAACUAUGGUCGUGCUGCAUUUGAUACCGACAAUACGUUGGAUCGUUGGUCCAGCACAUCGACAGCAGGUAAAAAACGUGUACCACCCACAAAACCGUAUGUGGAAUUUCUACUUGUCUAUGAUCUGUUGAAACGUGACGCUAAAGCGGCUAACCUUAGCAAAUACGAGGGCUAUUCGGAGGAGCUGUUGAGAGAUUUGCACGAACUGUCCAGUGCUUCGGCGGAACGCCAACUGUAUACGCUUUUCAAGCGUAUGUUAGAUCGCGGUGAUGUACAACGUAGCGACGUAGUCUCUCGCAUCCAGGGUAUAAUGAAGGACCUAGCCAAUCCGAAGAGUGCUACUGUAAAGGAGUUGCGCUACAUUCCAGCUAUGCCAUUUGAGCUAUGA